Molecule: messenger RNA, 1247 nt
Organism: Rosa rugosa (rugosa rose)
Lineage: Eukaryota; Viridiplantae; Streptophyta; Magnoliopsida; Rosales; Rosaceae
Exons: 3
Coding region: 368-883 (171 amino acids)
Molecular function (GO): fatty acyl-CoA hydrolase activity
Source: RefSeq, a predicted model, not a curated record
CACACUCAUUUUCUCAUCUACCCCUGGUUCUAUUUGUGUGAGUGCACGGUGAUUCACCGGGAGAACCCUAUUUCGUAAAUUGAUGUUCUACUGUGAUUUCUUUUCCUUAAUCUUAAGAAAAGUAACGUGGAUUGGAGACCUCAUUUACAGAGAAAAAUAUUAUUACACCAAAAAGUUAGUGGAAAUGAGCUCAAGCGAAAGCGGAAAGAAAACACUAGAGAUACAAAUUUGUUGAUUCGUUCAACAAUGUUUACUUUGACUGAAGAAUCGAGUCUUUCUUUAUUCAUCUGUAGUGGAACAAAAGAUAAACAAUCUAGUAUUCCAGUAUUUAAAUAGCCACGUUUGGAAGGAGUGUCAUUUUUGAGAGAUGGAGCGUAAUGGAGGAGAAGACCAGAAAGCCAGUCUGGAAAAGAAGGCGAAUGAGUGUAUGCAGCUGAGCCUGGACGAGUCAGAGGCCCUGUUGCGAAUCGUCAUUCCAGCUCAGAGACCUGGCGAGUCGACCUUCUAUGAGAAUUUUGCUCUUAGAGGCAUCCGAGUUGACCAAGUCGAACCCGGACUCAUCGUCUGUACUUUCAAGGUCCCUCCCCGUCUCACUGAUAGAGCUGGAAAUUUGGCCAAUGGGGCAAUUGCAAAUCUUGUUGAUGUAGUUGGAUCAUAUGUAACUUAUACUGGUGGUCUCAUUAGGAAUGUCUCGGUAGAUAUAUCCAUCUCGCACAUGUCCACGGCAAAGCUUGAUGAUGAGGUAGAGAUCACCUCGAAAAGAUUAGGACAAAAAGGAGGUUAUACUGGAAUAAUGGUGCUCCUGAGAAACAAAGCAACUGGGAACAUCAUUGCUGAAGGUCGACAUUCCAUGUUUCGUUUACACACUGCUCCGAAACUUUGAGACCUUGUCACAUAUAUGAAAGAGCAUUAGGUUGGCACUCCAGUUCAACUGCAUAUAUGUGAUAUUAUAUAGAUUACUAUUGGGUUGUUUGAUGUGAUAUGGUGUAGAUUACUCCAGUUCAGAUCUCCAAUAUUAACCAACCUAUAUGCAGUCGAACUGGAGUACCAACUUAUAUGGUAUGCGAUAUCUGUAGUUAGGGUCAUUGUGGAUUACUAUUAAAGUCGUAUCAGGACUUUGUAUAAAAGCUUCUUUGAAGUCUAAGAUAUAGAUCAAACUUGAAGCAGUGCAAUCUUGUGGUUUUACAUGAUCUUUCAGCUCAAGAUCAUGAAAAUUAAUGCAGUACUGUUUUUUUUCUUGGCAACAA